AUGCUCGCUAUCUUACCCUUCACCGUACUGCUGGGCAGCUUUGCCGGCAAAGUCGCUGCUGACACCAGUUUUAUUACCCCUGGAGGAUCUGGUUCUUCGGGAUGGAAGAAUAACCCAACUUACGAUGUCGAUGAUAGUAUGAACGUGGAAUGGAACACGGAUCUUGAAGAGACCAACCUGUUGCUCUGGCAGGAUUAUCCUCCCGCUGGCGGCGGUACUCAGUACUUCGUACAACUCAAAGAAAACACAACAUCGACAAGUUAUAUCUGGACAGUCAACUUUAACGGUUUCUCUUUAGAAGUUGGUGACAACCGAGACGCUGUUUUCCACUACGCCCUCUUUAAAUCCGGCACAAACGAUAUGGUCGCCGUCUCAGCUGCGUUCAACGUUACCGUUCCCAAGGACGAGACGACAUCUGCUUCCCUUGCUCCAACAACUGCCUCCCCAAUUCCUUCAUCAACUGCCGGUCUCUCUAAGACAACAACGACCGAAGCUGCGACCGAGACAACAACAGACACUUCCUCCAACAAAGAUGAUGGAGGUCUCUCCACUGGUGCUGUAGCCGGCGUGGCGGUCGGCGCGACAAUUGGCGGCAUUGCCCUGCUCGCCGGUGCUGGCUUUCUUCUCUGGAGACAUUUCCGAAAGGGUAAAGGUGCUACUGCUGGAGGAUACGCGCCGCCUAGUGAGAUGCCUGCUGGUGCGCAGAACCAGCCUGUGCAGGAGUACUACAAACCCCCUACGCAGCAGGCUCCGGCUGAAAUGGCUGGUCAGCCAUGGACUCACCCAUCACAGAACGGAUACCAGGGACCUGGUGGUCUUCACGAGGCGCCUUAG
Molecule: messenger RNA, 834 nt
Organism: Fusarium redolens
Lineage: Eukaryota; Fungi; Ascomycota; Sordariomycetes; Hypocreales; Nectriaceae
Exons: 2
Coding region: 1-834 (277 amino acids)
Source: RefSeq, a predicted model, not a curated record